CUUCGAAGAGGUUUACUUAGUGACCUGUAAGCUACCAAAAUGGAGCUGCGUCUAUUCAUACUCUCGCUGGCCUGCCUAUCGUGCUUAGUCCCUCCAGCCUAUGGCGGGAUCAUAGCAGCCAAGCUGGCAGCAGCCGGCGCCAUCAAGGGAGCCGCGGUCCUGGGCGCAGCCGCCCUGGCCAAGGCUGCAGUCAAGGGCAUCGCCACAGCCGCCAUCGCCAAGGGCGCUGCCGUCAUCGCAGCGAAAGGCGCUGCAGCCAAACUAGCAGGCCAAGUGCUAGCCGCUAAAGGAGCAGCGAUUUUAGCUGCUAAAGGUGCAGCGAUACAUCAUGCUGUGGAAGCCAAGAAGAGUUUCAUUCAUGGUGCGGCGGCGGUCGGGAGCAAGUUGAUCGAGACCGGCGCCAAGGUGGCCGCUGCGAAGGUCAAUGCUGUGCACUCCUUGGCUGAGCUGGUGCAUAGGAAGAAGGAAGAACUGUUGCAUAAGCCUCCUCCGCCGCCGGUGGAAGAGAGGAUCGUUUACGCUCCAUACUUCGUGCGAGCGCCGCCCGCGCCGGUACUGUACCACUUCCAGCCAGCCCCGGCCCUCCCGCCGACGGAACCUUGUGUCAUUUUGGACGAGCCUAGGUACGUUCACGGUCCUCUGCUGGAGAACUCCAUUAUCUACCAGAAAAAGUGA
Molecule: messenger RNA, 675 nt
Organism: Plutella xylostella (diamondback moth)
Lineage: Eukaryota; Metazoa; Arthropoda; Insecta; Lepidoptera; Plutellidae
Source: RefSeq, a predicted model, not a curated record